UCACUCUCACGCUCAAAAUAUAUUCAACUGAGUGUCGUCAUUCAAGAAACAUCUGUUGACAACCUUCUGUUGAGUCCGCGACAUAGAUAUUUAGAUCUGCGUGUCGGUCUGUCUGGUAAGUCUGCACUGGGACUAACAGACUGAAGUCAGCAAUAAAAUGAAGAAAGAACUAUGGACAAUAGGCAGAUAUUUUCAGCAUCUAUGACCAGCUCUCAAUCUGGGUUGAGUUUAACUUCUAAUACAACCUCAGAAGAUGUGAAAUGGGCAGAUCAGGAGACGAGUACAGAUUUUAUUGAAGCUUUGAAAGAUUUAACCAAAGACUCUGAGUCAACAUUUGAAUUUGUGGUCGGCGCUAAUGAAAUUGUCUGUGGUACAUUGAUAGUCAAUGUGUUCCUGGCAUGUCUCAUGGUGUUUUGUGUUGUUGAGGCGGGGACAGGUGUCAAAUAUUUAUCAGAGUGCCCGGAGAAUCCUAACAUUCCAGUCUUCCUGUUUGUUGGCGGAUGUUUUGGUACAUUAAAGACCAUCCACACCAUGUACGGUAACUACAAGGUGAAGAAACACAAUCAGAAUAGCAUGACAUCACACAGAUCUGAUGAGAUCGUGGACAUAACACUCAAUGUCUUCCUACUUGUUUGGCAAGGUCUGGGCACCUACUGGACAUUUUCUGUAUGGUACCCACUCGGCGAGGAGCCUCUGGACGCUGACCCCAGGCAGUGGUGUAAUCAAGAGCUUUACUUCUUCGCUGUUGUCCAGUGUGGUUUGGUCAGCAUUCUCAUCGUCAUCCUGGUCCUGAUGCAUUGCGGCUUCGCUUUCUGUUUCAAAUGCACGAACUGCUUCCGAUGAGCUAGGAAGCGACACGAACUCUUCAACUGCGGAACACGCACACAACAUAUUGGUGUUUCUAAGGCAACGAAAGGAAGUGUAACAUUGAAGGAUUUAAUCUUUCUUAUUGCAAUGAUUUCAUUAUGGAGACUUAAAAUUUGAACUUUGUAAAUAUUUUUUGUUCUGUUUUAAUCUUAUUAUGUAUAAAUGGUGCUGGAUGUACAGUAAAUGUAGGCCUUUAUUUUCUAUAACAUCUCUUGUCUUCGAAAUAUGUGGUGCAAAGAAAAUGAAAUAUACAUAUAAAUAUAUAUGCUUCCAUUUUGUUGUCUUAAAAAAAAAAUCGUUCCCUUUCAGACCAAGCGAUCUAUAGGGCAGAUGAUGUAAAGGUGAUCUGUUUCUGUGGUCCACGGUUAACUAGAGUGUCAUUUGACCAGCAAAACGACCAACCGUCUUUACUUUCUCGAAUUAAUGUCAGAAUUGCCAGGUACCCAUUAGAGCUGGGUAGACUCAGAGGCGCCAAAGAUCCCGACAUUUAAAAUCCCAUUCUUCACCAGCUCUUUACCGCUCAGCCACCGCGCCUCCUGGUGUUCUUUAUGAGUGUGAAAACAACGUUAAGUGAUAGAAUUGCAUCUAAAAUAAAUUAUACAGCUGCAAAAAUCUGUUAAAAACGAUGAGAUAUAGCCAAUAUUGUUUGAAAGCUUUAUAAAUCAAUUAACCCUGUAUCUAAAGCCUAGAAAUGCGCAUUGAAGAGAAAAAAAUAACGUCUGGCUAUCGCCAUAGUCUCUCGAGGCAGAAGUAGAACUAUUGAAUGACUCUUUAAUCGUAAAUAUGUCAAGUUCACAACAAUAACAAAUCGAACACACAUGAAAUGAUUGUCAAAAAAACAACAACACGCCUCGUUUAAGUAAUUAAAUUACAUUUACAAUCAUCUUUAGUUGUGUUGACACAUGAACUCCUUCAACAAUGUGAGCCAUAGAAACCUAAGCCAUAGAAACCUAAGCCAUAGAAACCUGAGCCAUAGAAACCUGAGCCAUGGAAAACUGAGCCAUAGAAACCUGAGCCAUAGAAACCUGAACCUAAGCCAUAGAAACCUGAGCCAUAGAAACCUGAGCCAUAGAAACCUGAGCCUGACACCUUCUGCCCUACGGAGAUACAGCCUCGAAAAGGAACUUGACUUUGGACUUUCUUUGAGCCAGAAACAACAUUUGCCCAAAGUUGAUUUUAAUUUGAUGAAUCAUUCUUCUGGACCAAAUAUUUCUUGUAAAUACUUUUUAAUAGAGUUGCAAAAAUGAUCUCAUAAUUUGUACAUGAUUAAUAGAUUCUAAUUAAUUUCACAGUUGUAAACAUUCUUGACCAUUAAAAAAAAUGAUAUAUACAAUCUUUAGAAUAAAAUUCAUUUUAUGCGAUAUGUGAGAAAUAGAUGAAUAUCAUCUAGAAAACUCUGGAACGUCUGCAAGCUUCUGUCUCCAGGAGGCAUAUCUGGACAAAGUCACAGCUUUAUAAGCUUCCCAGGUUUUCAAUGUCUCUAGAUUUCUUUGCAGAACCUUUUCACUUGGAAGCGGAUUGAUCUAAAAAAACAAAACAAAUAUACAUAUUUUGUAAAAUCUCAUUUUCAGGCUAAGUGGUUUGACUUUGUUGCACUAAUUCAACCUGCCUGGUACUCAUGAAUACUAGUGCUUGCACUCCAUCUAAAUCCUCGAUUUCAAAACAAGCAUUAUUUGUAUAUGAUAACAUUUUAAAAGUAUUUAAAUUAGGAGCCUUGAGGUUAAAUUAAUUAAAUGUAUUUUUGCUUAUCAGUACGAUUAAACAUUCUUCACUUUAAGCAGGCUAAGUUUUCAAAUAAAGAACAUUGUGAUAGAUCUUGAGACAAUUUUGUUUUCUUGUUCAUUAAAUAUUCAUUAAAUAUGUAAAUAAAUAACAAAAAGCACUAUUAAGGUCAAGGACCUGACCUUCUUGCGCAUGUCCUUCAUGGUUUCUUCCGUUAGAUUUUUCAUGAAAAACUUUUUAUUGAUGAGCACCACUUCUGCGCCGUCUGAAACGAGGCUGAAUGACGUGACCUUUCGUACACCAACCAACACCACCUGAUCUAAGCC
Messenger RNA from Biomphalaria glabrata, 2915 nucleotides. RefSeq names its product transmembrane protein 272-like. The transcript has 6 exons. NCBI's taxonomy places the organism in Eukaryota, Metazoa, Mollusca, Gastropoda, Planorbidae. The record is from RefSeq and is a predicted model, not a curated record. The coding region runs from base 172 to 843 and encodes 223 amino acids.